Messenger RNA from Zerene cesonia (dogface butterfly), 3879 nucleotides. RefSeq lists its product as uncharacterized. The transcript has 2 exons. The coding region runs from base 2766 to 3086 and encodes 106 amino acids. Lineage: Eukaryota; Metazoa; Arthropoda; Insecta; Lepidoptera; Pieridae. The record is from RefSeq and is a predicted model, not a curated record.
UGCACUUGACGUUGAAGGUUUACUCUCAUCUGUGCGUCGUUUUGAUGCAAUAAUAACAUUUUUACUCGUGUACACUUUUCGACACUCGGAAUGCACAUUUACAGAACUUAAAGUAUUUAAAUAGUCUAUAUGUCCAUCAUUUCUUUCAAUACUUGCAGUUUUUAAAGUUUGUAAACCACGUACGACAUUCACAGAAACACCUUCUGAAAGUUUCUUAUCACAUAUAAAACACAAAUCAGCCAUAGCUCUUAAAACAGUACGUCCGUAGUUGCAACGGUACAAUUUCAAACUAACGAAUAAUCUUGACUCAUACAAAGUGGAGAGAGUGGCCUUGAAUACUAUAGAACAUCUGUCCCGGCAAUGAAUAGAAAAGGGCAUAGGGUAGGGACAAGUAUUUCCAGGUAUAUAAGUAUUGAGAAAUUUACGCGUUUUAAAGAAAAGAUAUAUAAUGUCGUGUUAAUUUAAAAUAAAACUAAAAUAUAUAAUCCAGAAUUAAUAAUAUUUUAUACUUAAAUAGUUAAAUAUGAAUAAUUAUAUAUAAAUAAUCAAGUUACUUACUUUAAUUAAAUAUAAAUAAUUAAUAGUUAGUACAUAAAUAAUAGGCAUUGUUUAAUAUUUAUAAUUUCCAAGUAAAUAAUUGACUUUAUAACGUACUGAUAACCAUAACUCACGCUUGACCUUGCAUUAGGCCGUAUAUGACUGUACGAUGUGCACUCUUCGCGCUCUACCUUCAAAACGGUUGGUCGUAUGAAAAAAAGUUUAAACAAAAGUUGUAGGGAAUUUUAUAGCCUACAACUUUUAUAAUAAAUGCAAAUCUCAUUUAACCGAUAGGAAGCCAGAUAUUCGCGAAAAACCGAUUUUUGUGACCUUUGACCUUGAAUAUCUUCAGACGCGGACACGAUAACGAUUGUGACUUUUGAGACAACAUUUCUCUUUUCUUUUUUUCGGCGGGGGCACGCGCAUCCGUGGGAUUCAUCUUGGUUGAAGUAAAAAUUACAAAAAAAACUAACGUCUCGGAUAAUAACUAACACUGAUCUGGAUGGAUCUAAAUGUCAAUUUAGAAUGACAAAACAAAGGUUCAUACCAAUUUGCAGCUUAUUAUCUUUCAUUCCGAGGUGAAAGCCCUAAUAUGACUGGGCUAGGAGGGCUUCGAACUAUUGUGAGCAUUCCGUGAAUGUGGAGGGCAUGGAGUCGGUCCGUGAAUUCACGGCGAGAAUACGCGCGUGAAUUCACGGCAAUAAUGUGGAGCCGCCAUGAGUUUUCUGUCGCGGGUUUUUUUUUUAAUGUGACACUGACCUUCUAACUUUUUGCAAAAUUAUUACCAGCCUGUAUAUCAAUAAUAACUAAUAACACAUAUAUGUACCUCGUUCUAUUCCGAUUAAUAGUCACCAUCCACCACCUUCUUUUGCGCCAUUUCUUUUUAGUCACUCUACUUUGGUGCACAUGUAUGUAAUAAUUAAACGCAUUGUAUAAAUAAAUUGCCGCGGCUGCAAGAACUUCUACGUCCAUCUUUAAAGCGCCAAUGCAGAAUGAGCAGUAAGCCAAUGUGUGAACAGGAAUCUUGGUUUCCAUCAUUUUUGCCCAACACAUUGGCCCAACACCUUUUUUUUUUUUUUUUUAUAGUGGGGAAAUCUUGCAUAGAUACCCACGGCCCCCGGGGAUGGAGCCGUGGGUUAUGUCGGAUUCUUACCGACCAAAACCCCACUGUGUUCCGUCGAGCCACUUGGGUGAAGGGGCCACGGGAGCUGGUUAAAAUUCAUCCGCGACCCCCUCGGUGACUGCCCGUUGCCGGGCCAGGUGCAAUUAGAGCGGCAAAGUGGGAUUACCGCUCUACCCUUCUGUGGGCGGCGUGAGCGGAACACGCCCCACGCCGCCUCGCCGUAUCGGACAAUAGAUUACAUCCCCGAUCCAUUGCCGACGCCCUUCGUCAUGGAGGCAGGUUGCGACCGUGUAAAGCAGUCGCAACGCGGCGACGACGCCCAAUAGGACGUCAGCGCCGCAUCGGAUCUGCGCGGGGAUCCCCCUCGCGAAUCCGCUCUGCCUCCUCUUUCCGCGAGAUCACGUCCUCACAGAACGUGAUCACUGCGCGCCAGGACCUGUCACUACCCACCAUCGCACGAACAAUGGAAGGCAGGGAGAGGUCCGGCCCUAUAACCGCCACUAAACGAGUACGGGGCUCAGCCCACGCGGGGCACACGGCGAGGGUAUGAUCUGCCGUGUCCUCCGGGCAGGCACACCAGUGGCAAGCCAUGCUGGGCUCCCUCCUCGCGACCUUACACAGGUACCGCCCAAAGCAGCCGUGGCCGGACAACACCUGCGCAAGGCGGAAGGUUAAAGCCCCAUGCCGCCUGUCGCACCACUCUUGGAGGACUGGUCGAACAGCCGCAACCGUCCUCACACCCGCACUGGAUUGACCCAACACCUUGGCCCCAUGUGUACAGCCGGCUUAAUGAUUCAAGAUGCCUGGACCCAACUCAAGCAAGGGACAAUUUUUAACUGUUACAAACACGCUAGUUUUGUCCGAAGCAAUGUGUGAACAAGUUCUUCCAGAGUAACACUGUGACCAAGCCGCUCCAAAGCAAAGAUCUGGACAGCAUCGACUGCUCUCAAUGUAAGUAUUCAAUAUUUAAAUUAAUUGUUUUCUAUAUUUUUACACUUGUCCUGCACAUUCCUACCAGGGAUGGAGCGCUUCUUCGAAGACUGAAUAUCAUAUUUUUUCGUUCCAUUUGCAGAUACUGAAUCGUGACUUUCAAAGACUUUGCAACAUGAACACUCUGUUGGUCUUGAUGUCCAUGUUCCUGCUGGUGGCGGCGAGGUCAGAACCCGUGCCGGAGUUGCUCAGCCAUCCAAGAGACUUUACCGAUCCCACCAGGUCUCGCUCCAAAGACGAAGCACCACAAUCACACCACCGCGUCGUUAAGAAACCUGGGGCUGGGAUGUUGAGCACCCGCAUUGAAUUCGGUGAUGGCCCAGACCCCAAUCAAUACUGGAAGUUCGAUGAAGACGCCAAUCCUCAGGGGAUGUCCACCCGAAUUGUAUUUGGUGAUGGCCCAGACCCCAAUCAAUACUGGCCCUUCUAUCCAUAAUUUAUUACUGUUUAAGAUUUUAUUUGUUUCCUCUACCGCUUCUGUAGCUUUUAAGAUUCAUAAAUUACUCAUUACUGUUUAAGAUGUUGAUCAUUCAUGUAACUUGUAAGAUUUAUGAAUAAUGCAAUACUGUUUAAGAUGUUAGUUGUAACCACAAGCGGAACACUACGUGUAUUUGUACGCUUCGAAAAUUAACUCAUUACUGAUUAUUAUGGUGAUCAUUCCUGUAACUUGUAAAAUUCAUAAAUAACCCAAUACCGUUUCAUAUGUUGGUUAUUCUCACAAUCACUAUAUUGUACCUUUUAAGAUUCAUUAUUGUUUAAGAUAUUAAUCAUUACUAAUACUUGUAAGAUUCAUGAAUAAUGCAAUACUGUUUAAGAUGUUAGUGUUGUCACCACGCUCGGAGCACUACGGGGAACUUGUACGCUUCGCAAAUUAACCCAAUAUUGUUUAAGAUGGUAAUCAUUACUAGAACUUGUAAGAUUCAUAACUAACCCAAUACUGUUUAGGUAAUAUGUUAUAUUUUUAUAUAAUAUGUAAUGUCAUAUGGACGUCGUUCCCGCCAUCACUAACGUAGCUUUUAAGUUUCCUAAUUAACCCAAUAUUAUUUAAGAUGUUAGUUGUUCCCAUAAUCACUACUGGGACUUGUAAGCUUUUGUAACUUGUACUUCCUAUUUACCUCAGUACUGUCUAACAUGUUACUUGUAUUUCCUCUGUAAACCGUGCGGUUUAUAAGAUGGCUGUGUAAUGCUUUAUUUUUUCUACUUUGAUAAAUAAAUAUUAUUAUGCAAUA